Molecule: messenger RNA, 2048 nt
Organism: Leptomonas pyrrhocoris
Lineage: Eukaryota; Euglenozoa; Kinetoplastea; Trypanosomatida; Trypanosomatidae
Exons: 1
Coding region: 219-2048 (609 amino acids)
Source: RefSeq, a predicted model, not a curated record
AGAUGUAGAUAUGCGCUCUCCUUCGUAGGAGACCGACUUAUCUCUUCUUAUCUGUUUGUGCAUGUGUGUGUGUGUGCUCCUCAACGCAUCCGUUCGCCUGAGUUCCUCCACUCAGCGCCGUCUACACGGAUCCGAGUCCAUUCUUCGCGGUGUAAAUGAGAAAAAGAGGUUUCUUCUGCGUUCAGUUUACGCUUUCUCCGUCCUCACACACAUGCGUCAUGCAAGCUUACAUUGACAGCAUUUGCAGCCGGUCACCCCCGUCCACAGCCGCCGCCGUACGGCCCACCAAGAGCGCACUGCUGCUCCAGUCCCGUCAGCUGGAGCGCAAACGUCAGCUCGAUGAGAGAGCUGCACACGACCAGGCCUUGCAGGCUGGCAAGGGUGCCUCCUUAUGGGGAUUGCCCUUUUCGAAACAACGCAGCGACUCGCGGAGCCGCGUGCGACCCGCACAGCCGCGGCCUCACCGCCUCCUCCAUUCGGCGGCAUCAUCGUUUUUCGCAUCAAGCACGUCACGCACGCAACGCAACGCAUCUCCGCCGGCGUCAGCGGCGUCACUUCGUCGUGGUUCCAAUACAGGGCCGCAGCGCACACCGCGCCCCCUCGGCCUCCCGCCCACGUCCCCAUCGCAGAGACAGCAGCAGCAGCACAAUCAAAUACGGAUGUGGACGCCGUUUUCUUCUGUUCCUCUCUCUGGGCAGCGCACACCAGGACGCGAACAACGACUUCCACAAGAAGGUGCACGCUCCAGUGCACGCGACCCCCUCAACGACUCCUCUUCCCUGUUGAAGUCCUCGCCGUGGCACCCGCUCUUCACUCACUCGCCAUCACCUGCGGCUUCUCCGUCGGCGCCGCAGCGACCUGGACGAUUUAGCGAAGAUGUGGGAGAGGAAGCAGGUGAGCAUCGAGAUGUGGUCGGUGCUGCCGCGCCACAAGUAUUUGACUCUGCUCCGUUCUACGCGCGCUUAAGUCGUGCGGAUGAAAUACAGAGCAGAUCUCCAGUGGAAGAGAACAAUCAGCGGACGCAUGCCCCAACAGCGCAAAUCCGACGCAGCAGAUGGAGUGCUGCGACGAUGAGCGCGGAGGCGAACGUUCCAAUCUCGUCCCCUUCACAUUCUCCACUCCCCCCUUCUCCGCCGCGCGCUGCGUGGGCCGCGUGGGAACCGCCCAAGGAGAAACAGCAGCUGUCAAAUAUGCAGCGUCAAACAGGCUCGGCAAGCCGCCUCCUGCACGCCGCGUUGGGCUCCUCCGGUAGCGGCUCCGCAUCCGUUCUCAAAACGUCCGCCACGCACCCAUCGCCUCCACACACACGGGCCAACGCGGUCUAUCCAAGUUUCGGACGGUUCGUAUCUGCUGUUCCCAGCGGAGUGUCCGCCUCCCCACAGUUUGAGGCCUCCACUUCUCCGUCUCUCCACCACACAUUACGCGGUCUGCACGCUGACCUGCGGCGCCAAACCGAACCGCAAGCGACCCCCUCACCUUCAAGAAGGGCGCUGCGUGAUGAUGAGAAUUUUUCCAUUAACACCUCGCGCUUCCCCGGCUCCUCUUCACACGUACUGUCUGAGCCGUCGCACUUUGUGCGGCAGUCCUCCGCUUCCCACCCUCCCUCUCUUCCUCAUCACCGCCGUCAUCACACGCGAGGCGCCCCGUGUAGUCUGCGUGACCUCCACGAACUUCUCCUUCACCGCCUCGAAGCGCAGUCGCGUGUUGCGGCUGCUGCCGCGGCGCAGACUGCACGGCCGCACACCAACGCCGCUCAUUCGUCGACGACGACGGAUGCUGUGUUGACCGACACGCGCGCAACGGUACAGCUGUGGCGUGCCACGCGUGAGGUGUGCAGGCGCCUUGCAGAGCAGCGAGAUUUAAUGCACUCGAGCUCGUUAGGUGAUGGCGAAAGGCGCGAUACCUUUGACGGAGCCGCACGAGGUACGCGAAACUUUAGAAACGGAGGAGAAGGGCAGCGACAGGACCAGAAGCGUAGGACUGCGGCAUCCACGCGUGCCUAUUUGUAUGGGAGCGACGCGGAGGGAGGUACUCGAGCCACGUCCUAG